Messenger RNA from Rhagoletis pomonella (apple maggot), 516 nucleotides. RefSeq lists its product as uncharacterized. NCBI's taxonomy places the organism in Eukaryota, Metazoa, Arthropoda, Insecta, Diptera, Tephritidae. Bases 1 to 516 code for a protein of 171 amino acids. The record is from RefSeq and is a predicted model, not a curated record. The transcript has a single exon.
AUGUCUCUGGUAGACCAAGUUGUUCUAACGCAACAACAAAGCACUAGCUUAGCAACAAGCACAGAAACAACGGUGAGCGCAGCUCUCACAACAACGACUACAACCACGACUUCAGCAAUGACAGCGGUUUCACAACGCAGUUCACCCAAACCUGCACAAACGGAAAUUUCGGCACCAGCCCAAUCCAAGCAACGCAGCUCAGCGCAAGUUGACCUACUUAAUCCAACAACCCGUACAUUGACUCAAACGGGUAUUGAUAGGUAUAUACAAGUCAAACGAAAAUUAAGUCCACAGCAGCAAAAAAUUGCAAACCCAUCAAAAAUUGCAAAAACGAAAACCACUGGCAUUAACCCUCUACUGGGAAAUAAGUUUGCGAUUCUGGACAAUGAAUGUGACAAAGAGCCGAAUGAAGUUUCUAAAGCCAAACCCAAACCCCCGCCUAUGUUUAAGGUAGAACUUAAGCCAGAAACAAAGCCAAUGAAUAAAAACGCAGUGCACCCAAUCUAUAAUCUAUGA